AUGUCGUCUCUUCCCCGCCGAACGGUAUCCCUCAACCGCAUCACGAACGAAACGAAAGUCCAGGUCUCUCUCUCCCUCGAUGGCGGCGUCCUCCUCCCUUUUACACCAUGCCCACACUUCCCACAAACUUCCCCUGAAGAGGCUGCACAGAUUCUUCCUUUGCCAGAAUCAGACCAUGCAACACAGUUCACGUCGUCUCAGCAGAUCACGAUAAACACGGGGAUUGGCUUCCUAGAUCACUUACUGCAUGCCCUAGCAAAGCAUGCGGGUUGGAGUUUAGCUGUCCGGUGUAAGGGGGAUCUAGUUAUUGACGACCACCACACCACUGAAGACACCUUCCUCGCCCUCGGCACUGCCUUCACUCGCGCCCUUGGCCCCCGCGUGUCCAUUGUGCGCUUUGCCCGCGGCGACGCGCCUCUCGACGAGGCCCUCUCCUGGGCCGUCAUUGACAUCUCCUCGCGGCCCUACAGCGUUAUCAAUCUGGGCCUGCAGCGCGAGAAAGUCGGCGCUUUGAGUACGGAGAUGAUUCCACAUGGACUGGAAAGCUUUGCGCAGGCCGCGGGCGUGACGCUGCAUGUGGGCUGCGUGUAUGGGAAUAAUGACCAUCAUCGUGCGGAGAGUGCAAUCAAGGCCGUUGCUGUGGCUAUUCGGGGGGCCAUAGCGAGGCGAGCAGCGGGAGAGGUUGGCGGAGGUGGGGAGGUGGUGAGCACAAAAGGUGUACUAUAA
Messenger RNA from Ophidiomyces ophidiicola, 726 nucleotides. It is a transcript of the gene HIS3, whose product is annotated as imidazoleglycerol-phosphate dehydratase. Gene Ontology annotation, molecular function: imidazoleglycerol-phosphate dehydratase activity. The coding region runs from base 1 to 726 and encodes 241 amino acids. The transcript has 2 exons. The record is from RefSeq and is a predicted model, not a curated record. Gene Ontology annotation, biological process: L-histidine biosynthetic process. Lineage: Eukaryota; Fungi; Ascomycota; Eurotiomycetes; Onygenales; Onygenaceae.